AUGUCUGCUCAAUCUCCUCCUGACAACGUGCCUCCCUCUCCUCGCUCCGCUGCCUCCCCGCUCAAUUCAACAGUCCCUUUUAUCCCCGUAUCUGCGCUCUCCCCUCAAACAACAGAUAGUGAGAUUCAACAAUCUGCCUUCAUGUCGACUGCUGCGAUGACCAUGCCUCCGCCAACGCUCGGUCUUCGGGGCGAAUAUAACCCAGAACUCCGAAAACGCGAGGAAUGGGCCAGGCUGGCUGCUACACUCACUGCACUAGAGACAAUGAAAGAAGCUUCGCCCGGGACCCCGAAAACUGAUUUCAGUUCACUGUGGGCUGCUCGAGAUGCCGACUUUAGCUUCGAGCUUACAUACCAGAACCGAACCGUGUCAGCGUUUGAUGUCCUUCACCAGGCGCACUCCGUCAAGCUGAACGCCCUCUUGUUAUCUCCUAGUCGACUGAAGGUACCUACGAGGCAUCAGACCGCAACUGCAAUUCAGAAGUUUACAGAGGCGAACAAAAACUCAUUGGGGGUGAUCGUGUACCUAAUGGACGCGGGAUCGUCAGGUAACGAGCAGGCUGAGGCAGUGCAGUCUCUGGGUGCACUGCACCACUGCCUUUCGCUGGGCUUCUCAGAACCGCCCCCGGUCCUUGUUGUGUCUGACGCAUCAUACCUCCUGGAUUGCAUCAGCGCUUAUAUGAAAAGUGUCACACGGGCAAACUCGGUCCCAGUCAACGCCCCUGGAGAUAAACCGUUGUGGCCUAAAUUGCCUGCACCUGCCCACUCAUCCUUUGCGGCUCCGAAAACGUCAUUUCCAGCCCAGGAGAAGAAGUCGUCUUCGGACCUGGAAAAGAAGUCAUUGCCUGCAUCUGCCCUCUCAUCAUUUGCGCCUCCGAAAAUGAUAUUUCCAGCCCAAGACAAGAAGUCAUCUUCGGACCUGGAAAAGAAGUCAUCUGCUCAGGAGAAGAAGUCAAUUUCAGACCAGCAGAAAAAGUGA
Messenger RNA from Penicillium mononematosum, 978 nucleotides. RefSeq lists its product as uncharacterized. Lineage: Eukaryota; Fungi; Ascomycota; Eurotiomycetes; Eurotiales; Aspergillaceae. The transcript is spliced from 4 exons. The record is from RefSeq and is a predicted model, not a curated record. The coding region runs from base 1 to 978 and encodes 325 amino acids.